AUGGAAAGCCCCAGCAACGACAAACCUAUUCCUGGCCUGCACGAGCUGCCACCGGCAGUCAUGGACAGAGGCAAGGCCAAGGCGGACCCUGCCAACCCCCACGCCGUGGCUGUUGCCACCGAGCCGGACCUACAGGACGACAGCGAGUCCGAGUCAGGUUCAGAGUCUAUCGAGAUCGCGGACCUCAAGAAGCGCAUGUGGAAGGACCAGUUGCUUCUCAUGAAGCUCGAGGGCACCCCGGGGCACGAACGAAGAGCAACCGGGCAGAGGCCGGACACGGACCUGGCCCAAGCAGAGAAGGAGGCAGAGAUGCCGGAGUCACGGUACCGCCGCAAGGCGAUGCUCCGGGCGCAGGACGGCGUCCUCCGGCACAUGCUCAGGAUGAUGGAGGCGUGCAACGCGCGGGGGUUCGUGUACGGCAUCGUGGACGAGACCGGCAUGCCCGUGUCCGGCUCCUCCGACAGCCUCCGCGGCUGGUGGAAGGAGGACGUUGGGUUCGAGCGGACCGGGCCGACGGCCCUGGCCGGCCCGUCGACGGCCCUCGAGAGCCCGGGAUCAUCGUUCCUCCACGGGCUCCUCGACAUCCAGGACAGCACGCUGGGGUCCCUGCUCUCAGCGCUGAUCCAGCACUGCGAGCCCCCGCAGCGGAGCUUCCCGCUGGACAGGGGACUGCCGCCGCCGUGGUGGCCGACGGGCCAGGAGUUCUGGUGGGGCCUGCAGGGCGAGACCCAGGCACAUCAGGGCCCGCCGCCAUACCGGAAGCCUCACGACCUGAAGAAGGCGUGGAAGAUCUCACUGCUGAGCGCGGUGAUCAAGCACCUGAGCUCGCGUUUCGACCAGAUGCGCAAGCUCGUGUGGCAAUCCAAGCGGCUGCAGCAUAGGAUGAGCGCCAAGGACGCCGAGACCUGGUCCAGGGUCAUCACCCAGGAGGAGGCGCUCGACCGCCAGGUGCAGCGCGCCCUGCGGAUCACGCCGCUCGAGGAGGAAGACGACGACAAGGAGCCGCAGGAAGCGGAACACGGCCUGCACGUCGACAAGCGCAAGCGAGGGGUCGGCAACGAGAGUGCGGGAGGUAAUGACGACAGUGGUAGUGGCCGGGAGCUGGUUGCGCUGCCGGUCAUUGACGGCGUCGCGGAGGCGGACCGCAACUCCAUCGACGAGCUCAUGAAGAUGUACUACAGCUGUCUGCAGGGAACAGACGGUGGUGAGCAGGAGAUCAAGGACGUGGCGGCUGGAGGCGGGGAGCAGAGCAAUACCUCUUCUGCUGAGACCGGCGUAUUGGACGCGGCGACGGUGCGCGAUGACAUGUUCGACGAUUUCUUGAGCGUUGCCGAUGUGGUCGACAUGAGUGACUGCCCGGGCAGUCCGAUAUGGCACUGGGGGAGUUCGGAUUUGGAUUAG
Triticum turgidum subsp. durum (durum wheat) is the source of this 1401-nucleotide messenger RNA. The record is from the annotation of a GenBank genome assembly. NCBI's taxonomy places the organism in Eukaryota, Viridiplantae, Streptophyta, Magnoliopsida, Poales, Poaceae.